Molecule: messenger RNA, 1184 nt
Organism: Camarhynchus parvulus
Lineage: Eukaryota; Metazoa; Chordata; Aves; Passeriformes; Thraupidae
Gene: LYRM9
Product: LYR motif containing 9
Exons: 6
Coding region: 595-852 (85 amino acids)
Source: RefSeq, a predicted model, not a curated record
GCGGCGGGGAGCGGAGCGCGAGCCGAGCGCGAGCCGCCGUGAGGGCGGGCUGCAGGUCCUGGCGGGUCCCGCCGUCCUGGUGCCUUCCACUGCCCGGUCCCGGUGCCCGCCAGCGGCUCCCUGUGUGCCCUCUCUGCUCCCGCCCGGGUCACGGUGCCCUCGGGUUCCGCUGGCUGCGGGCCGAGCCCGCUCCGUCCCGCCGGGGCUGGUCCUGCAGCACGGGGGGCCGACGGGGGCUGCCCGCGAAGGGCGUGGGGGUCUGUGGGGCUUUGGGGCCUGUUUUUCGAGUCUCUAAGGACCGGAGAGCGGCGAGUGCGGGGCGGGCAGCGGGGCCCCUGGGCUGUGGCAGCCGGUGGUGGCACCUUGUCACGGCGCGCGUGAGCUCCCCUUGGCAGGAAAGGGAAAUAAAGCGCUAAUGAGGGUGUAGAUGCUCCCAGCAGCGCGGCCGUGGCCCAUUGCCCGAGGCAGUCCCUGCGAGGCGCCCUUCAGUGUGCUCAGAACAUGCUCAGGGUGUUCACACUGCGAGGUCUCUUGCUUACUUUUGGACUUGGACAGGCCUAAUCUGUGAAGAUAAUUAAAGUUCCUCUACUGUGGAUGCUAGCCGCGGGCCCGGCCAUGUCCCCGCUGCCGGAGGCGGAGCUGGUGCGCAGCUCGGUGCAGCUGUACCGGUACCUGCUGCGCUGCUGCCGCCGCCUGCCCCCGGGGCCCAUCCAGCAGCACUACAGACACGCCAUCCGCCAGAGUUUCAAAGUCCAUGCUGAUGAAGAUGAUCCUGUGCGAAUCCAGCAGAUCAUUAAAAGAGCCAUUGAAGAUGCUGACUGGGUGAUGAAUAAAUAUAAAGACCAGAAGUAGAAGAGGAAGGAUGAAACCAAGGAGGACAUUGUUCAAGAGGGAAAGGACCAUGGAGCUGGAAGGUACAGCCAUGGCUUGUCUGCAGGUCCAGAUGUCUGAGGUGCCAGCUGGGAUAUGGGAGCAUCAGACCAAAGGUAUGGUAGAUGUAAUUGUUAUGGAGGAUGAGGAUCUGUGAACUUUAGGGUUUGGAAAGUGAUAGAGCAUUCAAUUCUCAGUAGGGUACAGAUGGGGAACAUGGUUGGUGAGGCAGGAGACAUCAUGACUAAAUAUUUUGAUAGUAGUGAUUCAGCUGGAGGCAUGAGGAGAAGUCUGAAGGACUUCUGUACAAACUU